AUAUUUUAGUUUUGAAAUUGUUAGAAUUUGUAUAGUAAUUGAUCAUAUAGGCGAAAGUAAAAAUAAAUCAUGUAAAAUAUCUAAAUUUUUUAAAUUUGCACUUUUGUGUGUAUCACAACGAAUAAUCAACAACUUUCAAAUCGUUAUUGUGGAAGCAAAGUAAUGAAAAGAUAUUUUUAAACAGAGUGUAAACUAAAAAAGAAGAAAAUGAAAUCUUCAAUUUUAAUAACUAAUUCUAAAUACGUCGCAAUUACGCCAAAUCCACUGCAAAAAAUACCUCCAGCUACGAUAACCAGUCCAGGCCUAUUGGCUUUGGACGACAUGUCGAAACCGGAAAUUGAAAUAUCCCCAGUUCGUGGAAAAAAGAGGCGUCUGGAUCAUCUAACUUGGGAGGAAAAAAUGCAAAGAAAGAAAUUAAAAAACCGAGUUGCAGCACAAACUUCUCGGGAUCGGAAAAAAGCCAAAAUGGAUCAAAUGGAACAAACAAUUACCGAUUUGACAGAACGUGCAGAAAUAUUACAAAAUAAAUGCACUACUUUAGAGGCAAUCAAUAAUUCAUUAAUGACGAAAAAUCAAAAACUUGAUGUUCAGGUUCAAGAACUGGACAGACAAUUGAAAUUUUUGCAGCAACAAAUGAAAGAAGAGAAAUUUAACAUUUCAGCAUCUUGUGAUGAGAUGAAAUCAGACUGUAUUGAUUCUGAUUCCAAUAAUUCGAAUAGAUCUGCAGAAUCUAUCACUUACCCUCUGCCGAAGGGAACGGUACCAGAGUCAAUGCUGUUCGGUUACACGAAACAGCAAGGGAAGGAUUAUUACAAAGGCAAGGCAGUAACGCCUCUGUUGAAGAUAAUAAUGCUUUGCUUGCUUUACAAGAUUUGCUCAAAGACUUCGACGUCAACAAACUUAAAGAUUUCGACGUUGAAGAAUUUGCCGAAUUUCUACUCACAGAUGUCACAGAAGAGCUGGAAAAAAAUAAUAGAACGGGCAGCAAUGUUGAUGCCGAAAGUUCAAGCAAAGCAGAGCAAUUGUUUGGACGAGUGGUGGGGACCGCACCAAAAUGCAUGGUCCAACCGCCCGGAACAAUCACUUAAACGCGAUUCAGACUCACUUACUGGAACAGGAAAUAUUUGCAUAAAAAAACACCAACAAAAUUCAAACAAAAAAAACCGCUCAAGUGAAAUCAAAGAAAAUAAAAUUGAAAAAUUAAUAGUAAAAUCAGACAAAGCAGAUCUUAGCUCAAUUUCGGAACCUGAAACACUGUACGGAACUUAUGAUGAAAGAACACACUCAAUAACAAUAUGUUUACAAGAUGGUAGUGAUCCUAUAGAAGAAAUAGUUGAAGAAGUUGGUAGUGAACAAGAAAAUACAGAAAACAUGGAAAUUCCAAUAACUGAUUGCACUAAUGUUGGUAGUAAUGGACAGUCGUUAAUGUUCUCAAGUAGUGCGACUAGCAUGGAGGAAGAUUUAGAUUAUGAUCCAAUAAAAGAGUUCUUGACGAUACCUACUUUUGACAAACGACCAAAAAGUCCUUUUUCAGUCAUAUCAGACCAUGGUUAUGGUUCAAUAGGCUCCCCAGAAAAUACUUCUGGGGAGAUAAUGGAUAAAUUUCAAUUUGAUGAACUUUGGAAUGAUUCAUUUACUGACUUAUUUCCGUCGUUAUUGUAAUUAUUUUUACGUUAUUUUAUAAAGUUUGUAGAUUAAGAGUGUAAUAUUUGUAAAUUCUUUAAGUUUCAAUAUUUUAAAUUAUGCUCUCACUACCAAGUGAUUAGGUUUAAUUUUAUCUCUAUUUAUAGCAGUGUUUAAGGUAUUUGUAAGUUGUGUAUGCUAAGAAUAAAAAGAAAAAGAAGGAUUAUUGAAA
Molecule: messenger RNA, 1855 nt
Organism: Condylostylus longicornis
Lineage: Eukaryota; Metazoa; Arthropoda; Insecta; Diptera; Dolichopodidae
Gene: Xbp1
Cellular component (GO): nucleus
Molecular function (GO): DNA-binding transcription factor activity, RNA polymerase II-specific; RNA polymerase II transcription regulatory region sequence-specific DNA binding
Source: RefSeq, a predicted model, not a curated record